AGCCGCGCUCGGCCCGGCGGCUAUAAAGAAAUGGAGGCAGCGGUGAGCGGCCUGGUGGCGGCAUGACCGAAGUGAAGCUGGCUGUGCUGGGCGGCAGCGGAGCCGGCAAGUCGGCGCUGGCGGUGCGGUUUCUGACGCGGCGGUUCAUCGGGGAGUACGCAUCCAACGCCGAAUGCAUCUACACUAAACACUUAUGCCUGGAUGAGAGGCAGAUACACUUGGAAAUUUAUGAUCCUUGUUCACAGCCACAGCAGGGGAAGCUCUCCCUCACAGACGAGCUCCACUGGGCUGAUGGAUUUAUCAUUGUUUACGACAUCAGUGACAGAGCAUCAUUUGCAUUUGCAAAAGCAUUGCUGUACAGGAUUCGAGAGUCUCGCACAGGAUCUUGUAAAAAAAUGGCUGAGUCAUCAGUAUUUUUGGUUGGUAAUAAACAAGAUUUAUGCCACAUGAGGGAAGUUGGCUGGGAUGAAGGACAGAAGCUGGCAAUAGAUAACAAGUGCCAAUUCUGUGAACUGUCUGCAGCAGAACAUUAUCAAGAAGUUGUGGCAAUGUUCACAAAAGUCCUGAGGACUAUCACAUCAAAUUUCAAAGUGAAGGAAAAGAGACGACCAAGUGGAUCAAAGUCAAUGGCCAAAUUAAUCAACAAUGUGUUUGGAAAGAGAAGGAAAUCUGUGUAAAAGUUGAGCUAUUCUUGAAGUAGGAACAAGAUGAAAUAAUGGAGCACAGGCAGCUCUUGGAUUCAGUUUCCUCCAAAGGUCAGUGCCUGGAGGAGUAAGACAGAAGAAACCAAAGGCAGGAUAUAAUAAGGUCAAGUGGACAUGGUCUAGACCUAGAAGACCUGACCAUCUAUAUCCAGUUCUGCUACAGAUUUACUGUGUUAGGGUUAUGUCACUAAGCUGCUCCUCUCACCAUUUAUCUUAAGUUCUUCAGAGGAGAGCUUUAGUCUGUAUUUAUUAAACACCAGCAUGGUCUUGGAUAGGGCUUCUAGGUGCAAUUGAAGUAUGAACAGUUAUUUCCAAUAAACUCAGCCUUGUUGAUCAAAAUCUUCAGAAUUUUGAGAAGUGGUUGGGUUUUUUUAUGCAAGAACACUUGCACUAAAGCAAAACAGUGCUGCUUCAUGUAAUAAUGUAUUUAAGGAAGGAUGGGUCAGAUCCUUGUGUGCCUAAAGGUGCCUAACACCUGCUAAAAUUCAUAUGAAUUAAAUGUUUAGACACCAAAUCUACAAGAGGUAUUUACCUGCAAAGCUGCCUUGCAGAGGCACUAUAAGUAGGGAAACAGAUAAACAAAGCACUAUGGUCUCCUGUUUCAGGUUUGGGUUUUUUUUUCAUUUUGAGUGAUGAAAGAAAGUAGAGAGGGUUGAGCAGGGUGGGAACUGAAAUGUUAGUGAAAUGUUAGCCAGUGAGCAUCAGAUUGUUUUGGCAAGGUCAUUGUUUAGUGAAAUAAUUCUAUGGCUAGGGCCAGUGUUAAGGCCAGGGUAACAUCUUGGGCUCAUCCCUUUCACGGACCAGUUUUCAUGGACUGCAAAAAUAUUUCUGUGCCUGCUAAAUUUUAGAUGGGAGUGAAGGCUUGAAAAGCAUGUGGUCUAGUAAAGAGCACAAGUUGUUUAGGAUGUCUGCCUGGAUUUAAAGGUCAGCCUGCUGGUAAGGCCUGUGCUCCUAAAUUGCAUAGAGUGUUUUUCCUAAGGACCAAUGUCUUUACAACUAGUCAUCACUAUGGUAUUGAAAUGCCACUUGAGAGAACACUAAGGAAUAUGUUAGCUACACUUUUCAAAUGUGGAUAUUAAACAUCAGAUGGGUAUAAAUAGGUUGUCAAGUGACAGUCAGAGCUCUUACUGUAGACAACUAAAUAAGGGCUUAGCCCAGCGUGUUUGAAAAUGCUGUGCUCAUACAGAAAUUAUGAAAGGGGAGUGAUCUGAAGAUGAAUUACUGCCUCCUAACCAUCCCACAAGACAGCUGAGAUCCAGUCUUUGUAAGCUGCUGAGUUGAAGCCUACCUGUGCUCUGAAAUUUUACCUGCAUUGAAACUUGUAACAUUACUUAAUCACUCACAGCAGAAUACCGAUUUUCAAAUGUCCACCCCAUUAAGAUAAUAUAAGGAACCUAUAUAAUCUUAGCAUCACUGUUAUUAAAAUGUGCUUUAGUUUUAUAAGUGUUGACCAAAGAUCACUUCCUCUUAUUUAAGGAAAAGAUACUGUUUAUUUCACUUGUUUUAAGACUACCAAUAUUGGAAUAUAGUUCUCAGUGUUGACAGACACAGUGUUGCUUUAUUUCUAUGCAGAUGCUGCUCUGCCAUAUCAGGAGUAGUAUAUUUAACUAUUACCAAUAUCUAUGAGGUUGAACUUGAAAACUACUCAUGUACACCCUUCAGCUUUCCAGCACAUAUGGAAUUCCAGAACUACUACUAAGACUGUUGAUCUGUUAGAUAGCUGUAUCUCUCCAGCUCUACCAUUGCCAGAUUUGAGAAUUCUGAACUGUAUUUACUGCUAUGGUAUUAAAUAAACUAGAUAUAAGAUGGA
Strigops habroptila (Kakapo) is the source of this 2514-nucleotide messenger RNA. RefSeq names its product RERG like (gene RERGL). The record is from RefSeq and is a predicted model, not a curated record. The transcript is spliced from 5 exons. Gene Ontology annotation, molecular function: GTPase activity; GTP binding. NCBI's taxonomy places the organism in Eukaryota, Metazoa, Chordata, Aves, Psittaciformes, Psittacidae. Bases 63 to 677 code for a protein of 204 amino acids.